Carcharodon carcharias (great white shark) is the source of this 6709-nucleotide messenger RNA. RefSeq names its product collagen, type XIII, alpha 1 (gene col13a1). Bases 358 to 2448 code for a protein of 696 amino acids. NCBI's taxonomy places the organism in Eukaryota, Metazoa, Chordata, Chondrichthyes, Lamniformes, Lamnidae. The transcript has 39 exons. The record is from RefSeq and is a predicted model, not a curated record.
UGAUAAACCAGAGCAGUGAAGGACUGUGUUAGGUUCCCGUUAAGACUGGGGAUGGUUUCAUUGCUGACCCUUAACUGCCAUCUGUGUGGAUCACGCUGACUGUAGCAGAGUUGCUGCUCUUAGCAAGAGUUGUGGGAGACUUCAGACUUCAACUUUUCUGCUUCAUUUCCAGUGUGUAUCCAAGUGAACAACCGCGGCCGACGGGGAAUCUAUAAAAUUAGCCACUGUUUUUUUUUUCCCCCCCGUAGUUGUUUUCGGAGACAUUUGCACGGCCAAUUCCCCUGGAUCAGCUCCCAUGAGUUGAGGAUUUUUACUGCCAGUCUCGGCUCCAGAAGUCUGUGUGCGAGUUGAGCGACUAUGGAAGGUUCUCCGAAGUCGACACGGGAGGCGAGUCGCCCGGCUUUCCGAAGGACCUGUAAUGCAUCUCAGAUGUUCCAGCGUUGGCGACACUGUCCAGACAUCUCUGGGGUCGUGUGCUGUCUCCUAUCAAUUGUGUCUCUCGGGUUUUGCAUUCUGGUGCAUUACAGGACUUCAGAUCUGCAAACUCGUGUCUCACAUUUGGAGGCAGAAAGGCAGGCUUUCUCAACCCGGCUCUCAAUGGACCAAAUGGAACCGGCUAUUUUUAACAGAGUAGAUCAGCUACUGGACGAGAAACUGAAGGCACGUUUACCCAAGAUUCGAGUGGUUCGCAAUGUUCCUGGUGACUGUGUGUGUCCCCCAGGACCACCAGGAGAAAAGGGAAGACAUGGCCGCAGAGGUGUUCCAGGGCCAGCUGGACCUCCAGGAAGAGAUGGCUUUCCGGGAAACAAAGGAUCCAUGGGCCUGCCAGGGAGAAGGGGAGUUCCAGGAGAUCCUGGCAUCUCAAUCAUUGGACCCCGUGGCCCUCCUGGUCAGCCAGGAGCAAGAGGGUUCCCAGGAUAUCCGGGUCCGAUAGGGUUGGAUGGUAAAUCCGGAAAAUCUGGUCCUAAAGGUGACAUGGGUUUACCUGGCCCAAAAGGUGAAAAGGGAGACUCCGGACAAAAAGGAGAAAAGGGUCUGAAUGGUCCAAAGGGUGAUAAGGGUCAACGUGGAGAUUCUGCACUCACAUUUACUCCACCUCGAUUGAAAAUACUGCCACCUGCUGACCAGUUCAUCAGACGCCUCUACCUCAAGGGUGAACAAGGACAAGCCAAUAGCAACUGCUCUCCAGGGCCACCUGGACCUCCAGGGCCUAAAGGACCCCCUGGCUAUUCGGGAAAAGCAGGCACUGAUGGAUUACCGGGGAAACCUGGAGAUCCGGGGAAACCUGGGAGAGAUGGAAUCAGGGGUCCAUCUGGAAUGCCUGGACCGAAGGGAGAACCAGGAAUAACAGGACUGCAGGGAAAACCAGGAAUGCCAGGGCUCCCAGGAAGAAAGGGGUCACUUACUUCAACUGUUCCUGGGUUAAAGGGAGAGCCAGGACAGACUGGACCAACUGGACAAAAGGGUGAAAGUGGUAUGCCAGGGAAAGAUGGUGCAGUCGGACAGAAAGGUGAAACAGGACACCCAGGAUCAGAUGCUGGUGGAAUUAAGGGUGAACCAGGUCUCCCAGGUUUACCUGGACCUCCAGGACCAAAGGGUGAAGCUGGAGUGUUAGGACCACAGGGUCCACCAGGUCCCAAAGGUGAACCAGGAAAAACUGAGAUAAUUGACUACAAUGGUAACAUCAACGACGCACUCCAGGGUCCACCGGGGGUUCCAGGAAUGCCAGGACUUCCAGGCCAGAAGGGUGAAAUCGGCUUGCCAGGGGUACCUGGACUUGAUGGAGAAAAGGGCUCUCGUGGUAAAAAUGGUGAUGUUGGACCUCCCGGUCCAGAAGGACCACCAGGACCCAAAGGAGAGACAGGAAUUAUGGGAUUCCCAGGACCCAAAGGAGAUAAAGGAGAUAUUGGAUUGACAGGACCUCCCGGUCUAGAUGGGCCCACGGGUGAAAAAGGAGAAAGGGGGGAACCAGGAUUGCAAGGCCCACCCGGACUGCCAGGUCCCGUAGGUCUUCCUGGCGCAACUGCAGAUAAAGGAGAGAAGGGUGAUGCGGUUAGUGGUCCUCCCGGACCAGCAGGGCCAGAGGGGCCUCCAGGUCCAAUGGGACCGCAUGGCCUUCCAGGAACAAAGGGCGAUCCUGGAUCAGAUGGUGUAAAAGGUGAUAGAGGUGAUCGAGGUCCCCUGGGACUGCCUGGUGUACCAGGGCCAGCGGGACCAAAAGGAGAAAGGGGCGAUAAAGGAGAUCCUGGAUAUGCAGGACCAAUCGGACCACGGGGAUUACCUGGUUCACUAGGACCAAAGGGUGAAAAGGGAAGCCGGGGGGAGAAGGGAAAGAGAGGCUCUAAAGGGCCUAAAGGGGAUAAGGGAGACCAAGGAGUGCCCGGAUUAGAUGCACCUUGUCCAUUGGGUGAAGAUGGUUUACCUGUGCAGGGUUGUUGGAAUAAAUGAUGAUGAUCUAACCUCAGAAUGGAGUGUGUACAUAGAAUAUUUAUUUUUAUACAGUUUUUUGCAAUUAUAAAAGUUAUCUUUUUUAAAAAAUGAUUGCAUAUUUUAAUAAAUUCACAUUUUGUAUAGAUUGUAUUAAAUUCCGUGUUGUCUGCCACUGUCCUUGCACCUGUGUGUAUUCAUCUACUAAUUUUGUUGCAUAAUACAGCAGUAUUAUUUGCAUGAUAUUUGUGCAGAAUAUAAAAAGCCACUGUUGCAUUGUAACUUAUAGUAUUAUAUGGAUUGGGCAAUACUUCGUUGCAGACUUGGUUAUUUUAAGUCAAUUCCCCGGGCCACCAGUUGCAAAAUGUAUGUAGCCCUGCCAUGGCUUUAUUGUCUCUCUUUGCUUAUAUAAUACUUGUUGCACAAGUGUGCAUAAACCCUAGUGCCUUAAGUGCCAGCAAAACAAUCCAACUACUUUAUCACAAGUUGCUGCUAAUGGAAAUUGAGAAGGGACAGCUGCAUUCAGUAAGCACCAAAAAAUCUAAAAAGAACUUUUAACUUGUUAAAUUCUUGAAUAUGUGUUGAUGCCAAAUAUCUGAACCUGUAUCAGAUAAUCACAGAUUGUGCCCAGGAGCAACAAUAAAAAUGCCACACUGUGGCCUUGGCAUUUUCACACUAGGUAUGGUUAACGACCAAGAAAAACAAAGUUACACAAACCCGAGUGCUACUCUAAAUCCAUAACUAUGGCAACUCUCGGUAGGAGUUGCAUGGUGAGGUUUUAGGCGAUGAAACUACGGGUGAUAUGGCUCCUGACAGACACCAAUCUCCUAUCACUAAAGUCGAUUUUUUAAUAGUUUGGAUACUGAAAGGUGUCAAUGAAGACUUUUACCCUCUGAUAGGUUCAAUAAAAUUAAGGCUUUCUGUUUGUUUUGAACUAUAAUGAUAAAGAGAAAUUUCAUUAACACUGUUUACAGCUUUUUAGAUUUAAUAUAUUAAAUCUAAACUUUUUUUAUAUAUAUAUAUAUAUAUAUAACCAAUUUUUGGGCUGCAAAGCCUGUGUUACCAAAGGUAUUUUACUUCAGCUUCCAUAGAAUCAUAAUACGCCACUCUCCACAUAAAUGAAUCCCCACAUCCCUUGUACCAUUCUAGUAAAUCUCAUCUGCAGCCUCUCGAAUGUCUCAACAUUCUUCCUAAAAUGUGAUGCCCAGAAUCGGGCACAAUACUCAAGCUGGGCCCUUAGUCAUGUUUUAUAAAGGUUCAGCAUAAUUUCCUUGUUCUUGUGCCCAAUGCCUCUAUUAAUAAAGCCAAGGAUCCUGUAUGCCUUUCCUUGUAACUACUUUUUCUCCAGAAAUUACCAUUGGCGAUAUUAGCAUAAAAUAAAUGUAUUUGUAUUGCAUUUCUUUGCAAUUUUAUCACAAACAUUAGCAAGUUUAUUUUAAUUUAUUUCAAUGCAGGUUACGCCUGUGGUAAGCUGCAGACAUUGGAAUGUUAAUCUGUUAAUGUGCACUAAAGCCAUUUCCAGGCUAAUGGUUAGUUUUGGAGUACUUCCUUCUGAAACUCAUAUUUGCUUUGCCGCAUUAUCUGAUCCCAGGUCCCUUCAGUGCCCUCUGCAAAAUAACAUGGCCUGUAAGUUUAAUUCUAGUUGUUAUCCUGUAAAUACAGUAAAGACCUGACAGGACAGACUACGCAAUUGGGUCAGCAGAAAGCUGAAACUUUGUAGAUUUUUUCUACAUAAAGUACACAAUUCAACAAAGUGCACGAGUCAGGAUUUGUCACCGGGCAGUUUCUAAACUUGUGUGCAUGUUUCUAGACCUGGUACCGCAUGUGCUAUGUGUGUGCUCAUGAGUGCCACCUGAAGCAAUGAGUUCUGAAUUGAUGUAUUUACCACUGCCAGGGCCAGACACCAUGGCUUAAUGCUAAAAAGUAAUGAAGUUGGCCAACACUGGGAAUGAUUUGAAAUGGCUGCAGAGAAACCUUCCAUGACUCCUCGUCAAAAAAUAUUUGACACAAAAAAUAUUGGAGGGACGGAGUGCUGAAAGUUUUCUAGUUUCAGAAGGUCACUUCUACUCUAGAGCAGCAGCUUGUGUGCUGUGGUCGCUGAGAUCUCUGGAUUGAGCCACAUUCUUCAUCACACUUCCAGGUGGUGCGUGAAAAGCAGCAAAAUGUGUGUGCGCGCAUUUUGACUGUGGAACUGAGGGGUCUUUUUUUAAUCCGAACGUGGGCCUCGUUCUUUCAGUACGAGCAGGAUCGAUCUGUUGAGCAGUUUUAUAUAUUUUUAUAUAUUUGGUGGAUCACUAACUAAAGGCUAGAAUCACUGUGCAUUUUUAUUUUCUCUUCCUUCUGUAAGAGUAACAAAUAAACACACUGCCACGAAUGAAAUGAUUCCUUUUAACAGAUGUAAUUUAGGGAACUGACCAGAACUGCUGGCAGUUUUCAUCAUUAAUUUUUGAAUGGUGAUGUAUCAGUUAGUUCAUUUGAGUAAAUAAUUAGUAUCAUCACCUUUCUUUGAAUAAAAACAUGAUUUGUUGCUUUCCCUGCAUUUUUGGAUGAAUUUUUUGGGGGGAGGGAGAGAAUAAUUUAUUAUCCACCCCAGAUUUUAGUUCUGUAAAAGACCCCAUAAUCUGUUUUUCAAAUAAUUGCAUUUAAGUUUAAAAAAGGUCAGGUUUUUUUUUAACUUUAUUUACAAAUCAAGACCUUCAUCUAUCAGGCUGACACCAGAGUUUGAUUUCAUAUAUAUCCAGGGCACAGUAAUCAAUGCAAAAAUCCUUUUUCUAAGGGGCUAUAGGACAAAUGAUGCUGUUCAUACCAACCUUACAAUGGAAGCAAUCAGUGUAUGUUGCUGCAUAGCCCCGUACUUUAAACAAAGUACAACUGGUCUACAGAACAAAGGUUUUAAUUUUUAAUGGCCUAUGAAGAACAUAUUUUGAAUCCACUACUGCAUGCUUAAUACUUAUGAAAAUUAGUUAUUUUUAACAGGCAAGAUCUAUCUGGCACAUGCCUUUUUGAUAUAGCUGUGUGAGGCAUCCAGUCAUUCCUAUUUAAUUGACAAUUUUAGUUUUUCUAAGUCAUUGCAGUGUUAUAUAAAAUAUAGUCAUUAAAUUCCAUUUUGCAGUAAUUCCAUGUAAAACCAUAAUCAUAGAGUGAUACAGCACAGAAGGAGGCCAUUCAGCCCAUGUGCCUGUACUGGCUCUUUGAUAGAGCUAAUCAGCAUAACUUCCACCAACCAAACACUUUAACAACUAGCGCUGUAGUCUGAGCUCUCUCCAUGAACCUGUUCUAGUGAGUCGGUUGGUUGAAUUUUACACUUGCAAGGUAUAUAUAUAUAUCUAUAUAUAUAUAUAUAUAAUUUUACUGCACUUGAAAACUAAAAAAAAGUUUAAAUUGUUGUAAAAAUUACUAUUUCAGUUUUUGUAAUAAAUGAAUCUCAAGAAGCAGUGACUUCUGAUAAUGUACCGUCUCUUUAUCCAACACAUUUUCAUAACUUUGUAGAAUGCUUUCACAUUCUGAAAAAGAUUUUUUUUAACCUUCUUCUAUUGCUCCAAAUAUCAUUUGGGAGUUCCCAAUCAACAACUUUAUUGUUACAGGAGUCAUUAUUUAGAAUUGGGGAUAGAAUCUUCAUCAUGGCUGCAGAAAUUAUCUGGGCUAUGCCUUCAUUUUUAAUGACCAGUUUUAAUUGCAACAUAUAAUUUUGCAUUUAUGAUGCUUAACUUAUUUUAAAGCUUUUGAUUUUAAUUAAAAAUAUUUGUUGAAGCGUAUCCAUUAGCAUUAACAAUUUAAAAAAAUUACAAAAAUUUUAUAUUGAGAUUCGUUUUUGUAGCAUAAGAUGUAUGAUACUAUAAAAUACUUGUAAAUGAACUUGUAUUAUAUUUUUUGAGUUUAUUAUGUGAAGGAGAUCAGUGAGUAUGACUCCAAUUUCCAGUUUAUUUUUUGAAUGUUAACAUUGUUUGCUGACGCAUUCUAUUUGCAGAAUGUUCACAUUUACUAAUGGCAUGUAAUAUCUUUGACUGUAUGUAUCACCUUUUUAAGAAACCCGUUUUUUCAAAAACACUGAUAUCAUUUUGUCUGAUGUAACUUGCUGUGCCUGUGCCUUUAGUGCAGGUAACUUUCCUGCUUUGUGUGGGAUUCUACAGCUGAUCUGAAAGCAUCAUUUAUUUUCCCCUGCAAAACUGUAAAGGAUUUUUUGCUUCUACAGUGGAUAAUCUGUGGCUUAAGACAGCAUUUGGCUUCUCUGUUUUGUCUCUGUUAUAUCUGCUGUACAGAAUAUAAAAUUUUCAAAGUGAAA